UAUGAAAGGUUUGACUAAUUUAUUUCGACUCUGGCAAUACUACCUGAUGGGUUAUUUUGUUUGAAGUAUCCAUCAUUGUGGAUUUUUGACUUUAGGCCAGGACAACUUGAUCUUUCAGAAAUGGCUACUCAAUUAGUAAAAUUAUCAAAAUUGUUAAGGGUUAAUGGCAAUAAAAAUUGUCUGUUCCAGGUAACUAUAUAUAACAGAAGUACAGCUUUAACCGAUUACAAGCAAGCACUCAUAAAUGUUCCUCCAACGCAAGUGUCUUGCUUGGAAAGUGGCCUCAAAGUUGCGACAGAAGAUUCAGGAGCUGCAACUGCUACUGUUGGUUUGUGGAUAGACGCUGGCUCAAGGUAUGAAGAUGCCCGUAACAAUGGUGUUGCACACUUUUUGGAACACAUGGCAUUCAAAGGAACUGCUAAACGCUCCCAAACAGAUCUUGAACUUGAAGUUGAAAAUAUGGGAGCCCACUUGAAUGCUUACACAUCUCGUGAACAGACUGUGUUUUAUGCUAAAUGCCUUGCUAAUGAUGUUCCAAAAGCUGUUGAAAUUUUGAGCGACAUCAUUCAGAAUUCACGUUUAGGAGAAGCCGAAAUCGAAAGGGAACGUGGUGUUAUUCUACGUGAAAUGCAAGAAGUUGAAAGCAACUUACAAGAAGUUGUAUUUGAUCAUUUACACUCAACUGCCUACCAAGGAACUCCAUUAGGAAACACAAUUUUGGGGCCAACUCAGAAUAUCAAAUGCAUCAGCCGUAAUGAUUUACAGGAAUAUAUUUCAACACACUAUCAAUCACCAAGAAUAGUAUUAGCUGGUGCUGGUGGUGUUAAACACGAAGAAUUGGUUAAAUUGGCUGAAACACAAUUUAAUAAAUUAACUACAGACUUUGACAAGAAAGCUCCUUGUAUUACUCCUUGCAGGUUUACAGGCUCAGAGAUUCGUGUUCGAGAUGAUUCUAUGCCAUUAGCUCAUGUUGCUAUUGCUGUUGAAGGUUGUGGCUGGACCAAUCAAGAUAAUAUUCCACUGAUGGUAGCCAAUACACUGAUAGGUGCUUGGGACAGGUCACAAGGUGGUGGCAACAGCAAUGCUUCACGAUUAGCACAAGCCAGUGCUGGUGGUGGUUUAUGUCACAGCUUCCAGUCCUUUAACACAUGUUACAAAGAUACUGGUCUGUGGGGUAUUUACUUUGUUUGUGAUCCAAUGCAAUGCGAGAAUAUGUUAUUUAAUAUUCAAAAUGAAUGGAUGCGUUUGUGCACAAUUGUUACAGAAACUGAAGUAGAACGUGCAAAGAAUCAUUUGAAAACAAACAUGCUCCUUUUGCUUGAUGGAACAACACCUGUUUGUGAAGAUAUUGGUAGACAAAUGUUAUGUUAUGGUAGAAGAAUUCCCAUUCAUGAACUUGAACAAAGAAUUGAGUCUGUAACUGCCCAAAAUAUACGUGAUGUAGCCACCAAAUACAUUUAUGACAGGUGUCCCGCUGUUGCAGCUGUAGGACCAGUUGAAAAUUUGCCCGAUUACAAUCGUAUUCGUUCAUCUAUGUACUGGCUCAGACUAUAAUUUUAUUUAGAAUUUAAUUUAAAUCUUAUUUUAAAUAUCUAUAGAGAAGCAAAUCCAUUAAAUUACUGUACAGUUAUUCAUUUAUAUACAGGUAUGUCUAUGUAUUGUCGGUAGUAAUGAAAAAACGGAUU
Molecule: messenger RNA, 1685 nt
Organism: Ctenocephalides felis (cat flea)
Lineage: Eukaryota; Metazoa; Arthropoda; Insecta; Siphonaptera; Pulicidae
Gene: UQCR-C1
Product: mitochondrial-processing peptidase subunit beta
Exons: 11
Coding region: 121-1554 (477 amino acids)
Cellular component (GO): mitochondrion
Molecular function (GO): metal ion binding; metalloendopeptidase activity
Source: RefSeq, a predicted model, not a curated record